Ostertagia ostertagi is the source of this 738-nucleotide messenger RNA. NCBI's taxonomy places the organism in Eukaryota, Metazoa, Nematoda, Chromadorea, Rhabditida, Trichostrongylidae. The record is from the annotation of a GenBank genome assembly.
AUGUCGCAAUCUGCCUUGGACCAAACCCAAACCAAUGUUGGGCGAUACCCUAUCAGGAGCCGGAAGCCGAUUCAGACUAUUCCCUCGGCUAUUCUUACUGCACCGACCCUCGAUGAGGAUGCUCGUGGUCUGCUCAAUCAAAUCAACGAGAUUUUGGUCACAAAAGCACCUGAAGCCAUUCCGCUACUUCAGCAGUUCCUCAGUAAGUUACCUUCAUUAUCGCUUGAGGUUGUAGAAUCUGAAAAAAGGGAGCGCUCUAUUGUACUUUUGGGUGUGCCUGAAGCUGAGAAAGGGCUCCCCGCAUCUCGGCGUCAGGAACACACUGAAAAGUAUGUCUCGGAAAUCUUGGACUUUCUGGACAUCGAGGCGCGACCGGUCGAGGUGUUCAGAAUGGGUAAACCCAGUGAUAAGCCGAGACUUGUUAAAGUCACGCCUGGGGCAAAAACCGUUGUUGCGAUAAAAAAAAAAACACAUGCACACACUCUCCUGAUUAAAGGCCGCGCUCAGAUUGAACUGGCGGGCCGCUCGCAGACAAAGAAAGCAUCUGAAACUCGACUGGAAGAAGCCAAUAAGAAGGAUGCAGCCAAAGGAUUCUUCAAGAUACCGAUGACAGAUUGUGAUGCGAUUGCUGACACACCCGAUACCAGGGUCAAUAAGCCACAAAGCAGCGAGUUCCGUGUCGGUUUGGCUGUCAUCGAGGAGUUUAUCGAGCUGAGCGAUCACUGGGGCCAAAUAUAA